This is a messenger RNA of Pan troglodytes (chimpanzee), 38334 nucleotides long. RefSeq names its product leucine rich melanocyte differentiation associated (gene LRMDA). Gene Ontology annotation, molecular function: protein binding. NCBI's taxonomy places the organism in Eukaryota, Metazoa, Chordata, Mammalia, Primates, Hominidae. The transcript is spliced from 8 exons. The record is from RefSeq and is a predicted model, not a curated record. Gene Ontology annotation, biological process: melanocyte differentiation. Bases 5670 to 6368 code for a protein of 232 amino acids.
AACACAUUUAUUCAUCAUAAUCUCUUCAGGGGUAGGACAAAUUGGAGCACUGAGUAGUGAAUACAAUUUGCAAAUAGGCAAUAUAAGUAGAGAGAAAAUUAAUAUGUAUUCCUUGAUGCUCUAAAAGGAGAGGAAGAACAUUAAUAGCCAUUUCCUUGCAGACAUAACUUUCAAAAUGUUAUUUCUGAUCUAUCAGCGUGAGGCUCCAUAUGAGGAAAAUGGUUGCAACGUGACAAGAAGUGAUUAGAUGUGAAAUGGCAUCUUUCAGGUGCUCCUCUCAGCCUCCUUAUCCUGUUUUUAGUGGGACAUAGGAGGAGUCCUGUUUUCUUUUCUGGCCUGGGGUCACCUGCUUAUUUGCUGGGUGACCUUGGGCAAGUCCCUUCUGCCCUUUAAGCCUCAGUUUCCCUCAUCAGUAAUUGGAGUAGAUGAUUUCUAAAGCAGUGAGUUUUGGAUGAUCAUAAAUCCAAAUUAUUUUGGGAGUACUUGAGAAAAAUACAGAUACCAGGGGACCACCUUAAUGAACUGACUACCAAGUUCUAUGUAUUUUAAUUGAGGGUGGGAGGAACCCUUCCCCAACUUCCAAGUGGCAGAACCUCUCCAAGUCAAGCUGGGAUUCUGGAAAGGUGCUCCCACUGGAAAUAGACAGUUGGGUGGGUUCUCUUUCCCUCUUGAAGGUCCAACGUGAGCCCCCCUCCUCCAAGUCAGCGAUGACUUACCUCCCACGCCCAGCCAAGGACUUGGAGUUGCGGCGAGUUCCAGGUAAAAUGGGAAAUAAGAUUUGUUUCUCAUUGCUGUUCUCAGGAUUUGUUAAAAUAGUACUAAGAGAUUAGCAGAUAGUAGUUUUCAUGGUAAAUUCUCUAUUCUGUGCCAAUCUCCUCCUUUUUUGUUUUUAAUUAUAAAAGUAGUAUACGCAUGUUACCAAAACCACACAAGAAAUGGAGUGAAAAGCAGAAGCUCCUUUCCCACUCCCACCUUCCUCAAACCCACUCCAUUCUCCACAGCCAACUAAUGUUUGCAUUUUACUUUAUUUUUAUUUUUCUAGCAAGAGAAUCUUACUAUGUUGCCCAGGCUGGUCUCAGUGCUAGAUUACAGGUAUGAGCCACCAUGCUCAGUCCUAUUGUUUGCAUUUUCACAGAGAAAUAAUGACAAAACCUUUUAAGACCUAAAGAGAAGGAAAACAGCCAUGUGCAGUGACUCAUGCCCAUAACCCCAGUACUUUGGGAGGCUGAGGUGGGUAGGUCGCUUGACCCCAGGAAUUCAAGACCAGCCUGGCCAACAUGACAAAAUCCCAUCUCUACAAAAAAUACAAAAAAAUUAGCCAGGUGUGGUGGUGAGUGCCUGUAGUCCCAGCUACUGGGGAGGGUGAGGCAGGAGGAUCACCUGAGCCCUGGGGUCGAGGCUGUGGUGAGCUAUGAUUGUGCCACUACCCUCCAGCCUGGGACCCUGUCUCAAAAAAAUAAAAAUAAAAAUAAAGAGAAGGAAAACUAGAGGCACUGAGAAUAAUAAAUUAACAUUUGUGGAAUGAACACUCAUCCUAGAUUAUGAUGGUAUUUAAUAUAUAUUUUUAAAAAUUCAGUUUGUUCUGAUUGGGAAAUACUGGAGGGGCUUUGGAGCACAGAUCAUCCUCAGUCCCCUCACAUAUGUGCAAGUACUUUGAAGAGGGCCCUGGAAACCUUUCUUCUUUCCUGCACUUCCUAGACUUUCUCCUUUAGGCUGAAAGGGGGCUGCUUCGGCAACCAAGAGCAUUUCAUAAGCAGAGCAUUUCUUAAGUAGACACCCCGCCUUUUUUUUUUUUUUAAUUGAAAUUUGAAUGUGGUGAGUCUGAAUUAGGGCCCACGGCAUGAUUAAUUACAGCAACCAUCUUAACCUGCCCGGGGGCUGGGCCUGAAAGAAAUGAGGCCAGGCUGAAGAGAAAUACAGCUAAGGAUAGUUAGGAAUGCUAACAAAACUUGGUUAACUGGCCCUGUUCUUCUCUCAGCUGCUAAUGCACAGUUGGAAGAUUUAAGGAAUCAGUUCCUGUUUCACUGGUUCUGGCCGACCCCAGAAUCAACUCCCUUGAUUGGAAAUAAACAGGAUCUUCCUUUUUGUCCCCAGGAAUGUGAUGGAGGAAGGACUCUAAGGCAAAGGGCCUCUUCUGCCAAAGCAGAAUAAUAAUAACAAUGAUGACAAUAGGAAUAAAAUAUUGCCCUCUUCAUCAAGGGCAAUAAGAGAACGUCCAGUUGUAUGAAUUGAACCUUGUUGCUCUCUAUGUGCCCGUCAGAGCUCCAGAAUUCACAGGCUCAGGGUGGUCAGCAUAGGUUGGAUUUGAACUUUCUGUUUUGUGGUCCUCCUGAGUGCACUUGUACAAGCUGGGCUACGUGCUUCAAUUUGGGGUUCAGAAAACAGGAUCACAAUGACAGCACUUCUUGCUGACACAGUGCUGUGAAUGUCUGUGCACAAGUCUGAGCGUCUCUCCUGAACAGUAUUAGUCAUGGAUGUCCCUAGUGCCUAGCACAAGGCCAGAAGCUGGGGCACAGCGGCUGUGAAGUAAGAUGGGCAGGAUAGGAAGCUUGCAGCUCACUUUCAAUGAGUCAUGGAGUGGGGUGAGAGGACCGCGACUGCAUGAGCCCAUAUUUUACCUCAGUGCUCCUGGGGCUGGGGCAGAAAGAGCUGUGUUCAGGACAAAGCCCCUACAGGACUUGUCUGCUAUGUUCACCCUUGUAAAGUCUUUGUAUUCCGGAGGAAUUAUUUGUCUAACUCCUAGGUCAGUCUUAUCUCAGUGUUUUUUUUUGUUUUGUUUUGUUUUGUUUUGUUUUUGCUCUCUCCCCUCCCCGAGGGAGGGCUACAUUAUGGAGGAACUUUACUAUUUCUGUUUAAUCUUCCUUUUUGUUGGAAACAGUGAUAAGGAGGCAGAAGGAUGUUCCCCCUCCCGGCUUCCAAUCUUCCUUGGUCCAGGGACACAGAUUCUUUUUCUUUUCCUUUUACCUUUCUCCCUUCCCCCCUUCCUCCUUCUGUUCCUUCUAUUCUCCUUUCCCCUCCUCCUUCUCCUUGUUCUUCUAUUCUGAAGACUAACUCCAAAAGCUGAGGAGUAAGGACAGGUGAAUCCAGUUUGUUUCUGCUGGUGUCCUCCCCCAACAACAUUCAGGAAAUUACUUCUGCUACGGUCUGAACGUUUGUGUCCCUCCCAAAUUCAUAUGUUGAAAUCAUAACCUCCAAGGUCUUAGGUGGAGCCUUGUGGGGGGUGAUUAGAUCAUUGGCGUGGAGCCCUCAGGAAUGGGAUUAGUGCUGUUACAAAUGAGGCCCACAGGAGCUAGCUUGUCCCUCCUACCAUCUGAGGACACAGGAAGAAGGCCGUUGUCUGGGAACCAGAAAAUGGGCCCUCACCACACACCAAAUCGUGGGUGCCAUGAUCUUCAGCUUCCCAGCCUCCAGAACUGUGAAAAAUAAAUUUCUAUUGUUUAUAAGCACCCAGUUUAUGGCAUUUUGUUAUAGCAGUCCUAGUAGACUAAGACAACUACUUUGCUCAAGAACUUUCAAUAGCUCCCUAUUGUUAUCAGUUUACAGUUCCAACACUAAAGCCCCCCUCCGACAGAGCUAUCCUGAUCUUAAUUUUUGUGAUUUCUGCACAUGAUCCUUCCCCACACCAUCAACUGGCCUUCUUGAUGUGUUCACCAAGCAGAGACAGCAGUAGGUGGGGAAGCAUUUCCAGCUGAAACUAACAGCUUCUGUGAAACCUCCCCGAGGGAGGGCUACAUUAUGGAGUGAGAGCUGGGAGGGCUACAUCUCCCUCGGGAGAGCUGGGACAGGUGGCUGAAGAGGUAAGAAUUGAUGGGAUUAUAUGAGAUCUUCAGGGACAUACUAAAGAUUCUGGACUGUAUUAAUUAUUAGUUGAUUAGGAGCCAUUGAAAGAUUUUAGGUAGGAUCUAAUUGGGCUUUUAAAAUGGUUGCCCUGGGGCUAUGUGGAGGAGGCAACAGUAGUGAGAGGGUGUGGAAAGGGGGAAAGAUGCCGGCCCACUUUGGUGACAUUGGCAGUGUCUGCAGAACAGCCUAUGCUCAGAUGACCCAGCUGUGUAUGGAGGCAGGGGGAUGGAUGAGAUGACCUUCAGUAACCCCCUUCUGGUGGGGGAAGGGAGAGCCGUUCUCCAAUCUCAUCUUUGAGUCAGCUUGGGCCUGUUUCCACAAGUCCUCUUCCAUCUGUCAAAGCCCUUCUAGGAAAGCUGAGCUGAAAGGCAGCUGCGGAGGGCAGAGUGCUGGCUGGGUCCGGGCUCACUUCCUCCUUUUCAGGCAGGAAAAGCAGACAAAAGUGCACAAUGGACCAGAGAGGGCGCGUCCAGCAGAGAAGGAGGGAGAAGGCGGGGGAGCUGGUCCUUGGGGCAACAGGCCUGGGAAGGUUCCCUUUGAUCCCCUUAUCUCUGGAGGGUAAGCUUUCUUUUUUGGCCUGCAGGACCUUUUGUUGCAGCAUUUCCUGGAAUCCCCCAAAGUAAACACAGUCAAGACUGCAUUCUUACUGCUCUACUCUUCUGAGCCUGCUCCUCCCAGCUGAGAGAGGGGCAGGAAGGUCAACCCUCCGAGAUCAACACUGCUCAUCAAAAUGCUGACAACGGCCCACCUAACAAUGUGUUAGGACCGGGGCUGUCUGAGAGACGAUCCCAGUUAAGGCUGGGCUGGCUCUUAGCUGCAGCAAGAGUGGAAGAUGACAACCAGUUGAUAUCUGGUAGCUCUGUGCAUCCUGGACUUGGAGGCAAGAAUAGGCAAGGAGAAAAUCUGGAUCCUUCCAGAGAAUUCCAGAGAAAAACAGGCAUGGGUUUAGGGAGUCACCUGCCCACUGGGCCUACUUUCAUCCAGACAGGAGGCCCAUGGCCAGCUCUUCCAGAUGGGGAUGGGGUGGGUGGGGAACAGCGAGUAACCCCACUGAUAACUUCAAGCCUCACAAAUCUCUUGCCCUCUGAGGAGCAGGAGAAGAGAAGCCUGAAAUUUGGGGUCACCAGCCAAUUAUCCUUCCCCAGGGUUUAUUAUUGUCAACUCUUAGAGGCCACAGGGAAAGGGUGGGGUGGUCUUCACCAAGCCAGCGUUUUAUUUAUAGGGAAAUUCAACCCCCCCCAAUCCCCCUCCCCUCCUACAGAUGGAAACUGGGCCGCACCAGGAGUCCUUCAACCUUCUAACUUUCCCUCUCCCCAGCUUUGAUGAGGAGGGGCGUUCAGCCAAGAGGCCCCUCCUCGCUGCAGUUGAGGUCCAUUAUGUAACCCAGCUUGCGAAAUGCAGGAAAGGCCCGGCUGGCUACAGCCCGGCUAACGGCUCAGAAAGGGCGCCCCUGAUAGGAAUACCCCCACCUCAGGCGUGGCCCAGACAAACGCGAUAAAGUUGUGGGCAUGGAGUUUUGGGCAUUGGGACAUCCGGGGGAGGGAGGGGCGCGGGCAGUCGGGGUCAGGCCGCCGUCGGGGCGCAGGGCGCUGCGGGCCACCUGUUGCAGCCGGCGGCCAGGGCUCACCUGCGCGGAGACCGAGCCGAGGGGCGGCGGCGGCGAGCGGCGGAGCUGAGGUCCCCGCGGCUAGCCCGCGCCUCCGGCUUCCGCCGGGUCAGCUGACUGCCCAGUGCGGAACUGUGCGCCCGCCGCGCUCCCCUGCCGCCUCCCCGCUGCCGCCGCCGCGCCCCCGCGCUCCGUCCCGCGCGCCCGCAGCGUCCUGGCCGCCAUGGCCGGGCUCGUGGUGCGUGGAACUCAAGUGUCCUACAUAGGCCAGGACUGCAGAGAAAUUCCAGAGCACCUUGGCAGGGACUGUGGACAUUUUGCAAAGAGGCUUGAUCUGAGCUUUAACCUUCUGAGGUCACUGGAAGGACUGAGCGCAUUCAGGAGCCUGGAGGAACUCAUCUUGGACAACAAUCAGCUGGGGGACGACCUCGUGUUGCCAGGGUUACCCAGACUGCAUACCUUAACCCUCAACAAGAACCGAAUAUCUGAUUUGGAGAACCUGCUGGAUCACUUGGCAGAAGUGACACCAGCUCUGGAGUACCUCAGUCUGCUGGGCAACGUGGCCUGUCCCAACGAGCUGGUCAGCUUGGAAAAGGAUGAGGAAGACUACAAGAGAUACAGAUGCUUUGUUCUGUACAAGCUGCCCAACUUGAAAUUUCUGGAUGCCCAGAAAGUAACCAGACAAGAACGAGAGGAGGCGUUGGUCAGAGGAGCCUUCAUGAAGGUGGUGAAGCCCAAGAGAAGUAGAUUGAAUACCGGAGGGAAGGACAUGGAUCAAGGUGGAAAGUCAGACGCUUCCAGUGAGGACGUUGCCAGCUCCCCAGAGCGCCACUACACACCCUUGCCUUCUGCUUCCAGGGAACUCACCAGUCACCAAGUGUUGAGAAUCCACAGUAAACUUGCUGUACUCUGUCACUGUUGAGGAAUGGGACAUCACAUGAAUCAAAUAUGCUGGUAAAUAAAGAAAUAUGGAGAAAAAUAUAGAGGUACGUGCAUAUAUUGUAUGGCUUAUAAUCUACUGAGAAUGGAGAGGAAAACAUCAGCAUUAAAAAUAUUCUUUAUUGAGUAAAUUCUUUAGAUCCAGGCACUGUGCUGGAAUCUUUACAUAUGUUUGUGAUCUCAUUUAAUCCGGGAAACAUCUCAUAAAGUUGGAUAUUAUCCCCAUUUUAUAUAUGAGGAAAUUGAAGCUUAGAAAGAUAUUUUGUUGUUUACCCAAGGUCCCAGUGCUAAUAAGUGUCCUCCAUGAGACGCAAAACCAGGUCUCUCUAACACCUGAAGCCUGUGUUCUUUCCUCUGUUCCAUUCUGCCCCCCCCCCAAUACAAUACACAACAAUACAACUACACUGAAUACAUUUUAAUGUUUCUUGAUGAUUAGGAGAGCACUUCUGGCUUUUUUGAGUGUUUUGGAAUCCCUUUAUGAGCGUCAAUUAUCAGAGUACUAGUGAAGCAUGGGAAUAAUGUCUAAUUGGAGAUAUCUAGUUAAAAGAAAGCAGAGUAAUACUGCAUCGACAGAAUUUAGUGCUUUUAUUACAGAUAGAUAAAGGUAUGGCAAAAUCACUGGUGUGAUUCUUGCAUAUCCCCUUUAUUAAUUGAUCUGCAUGUUCUGAAGGCCAUUAUUCCCUAUAUACUGAUUCCAAAUGUUCUGUCUUUAUUAGUCCUUUUAUAUAAAACCUUGUAUCUCUAUUUGUCAUCCUAAAAAUAUUGCUUAAAUACAUGAUGCAGCUUCUCCCCACAUUGGAAUCUGAUAACGAAAGGUCUUAUCUCUAUAGCCUGAAUUAACAUGAGCAGAAUUUAGGUAUACUACGCCAAUAGCUUCAUGGACAGCCCCUUUGGUUAUAGAUUAUAAAUGCCAUUUAGAGAAAGCACAGGAUGGCUCCUGAGUGUCUAGUAAACUUCAACAACCACCUGAGAGAUACCUCCGUGUGACUGCAUAAAAUGGAAAUAAAGAAUGGCAAAUAACCCAUUGACUAUGCACUUUCUCACCCGCUGAGAGCAAAACGUAAUCCAAUGCAAUUUUAGUACUUACAUGCCUCUGGGGAAAAUAGACCCCUAAAAAUCACCGAGUGCAGCACUGGAAAAAUUCCUUAAAUUUGUGCUAUGCUUGGUGUUAUAAAACCCAAGGAACCUUAGAUGUUCUUCUUGAGUAAAAUGGACUGGUAAUUUUGUUUUGUUAUAUUAUCCACCAAGCAUAAUGAUAAUGGGUCACAUGCAAUUUAAGAAGAAAUUAAGUCUAAUAAGAAAAAUCUCUAAUAAAUACUAACAGCAUCUUAUUGGUAUCAUCAUUGGUUUAACCCUUCUAUUAACAUUUGUUUUUUUACAUAUUAAAUGAUCUGUAAUAUGUUGAAAAUGAAGAGGAUAGUAAAAAUUAAAACAGGCAUUCUAAUAAUAUAUGCAUUGUACAAAUGUUUGCAUGCUUCUUCCCUCAGGCAAGUACUAGGAGGUGUGGUACAUGCAUGGGAGUGGUGCUAGGAUAGAGCAGGAGAUUUUGAUUUUAGAUAUGCUGAGCAGUGAAGAUGCUCAGUGCAGGGGAUAGACCCCAUCAUUAACCAGGAAUGCAACCAAUUCAAUGAAAAACAGAGAUUAGAAAUCAAAAUGUAGCCCUGAGGAAAGUACACAGUUAUCCCCUCAAAUCAGGCUUCUUCUGGGCCACUGAGAAAGGGUGAACGAUCUUAGGGAACCUCUGGUACCCAAGCAAAGGGCCUGGGGGCUCCUGUGCAUUGAUAGCUAUCCAUCACGGGCAAUGUGGUAGAGUGGGGUAGAGCUAGAAGGAUGUAUUCAGGAAGCUGCCAUUAUUAGAAAUGUGCUUCUCAAGCCUACGUAAGAAUCUCCUAGGGAACAACCAUAAAGUAAAAGUGCUUAAGCACGUAUUUCCAAGGAUUCUAAUUCAAGGGAACUGGGUAACACCCUGGCAUCUACUGUUUUUAAUGAGUUGUUCUGGUAAUACCUCUGCAUGUAAACAUGUGAAGACGACUGCAUUAAAUGAUAUUGACAAGGAGUCUCUUUCCCCUAGUCCUUUCCACCAUGUGGUUUAGGAGAAUAGCAACUAUUUCCAAACCCUACUGAAUAGUGGCAGCCACAAAUGUCUUGCCAUGUCAGGCUCUCAAUGGUUUCUGAGAAAGAUCGAACAGCCUUCAGGAGGCUAAUCUAUGAUUAGGUAUUUGCUAUGCAAGACACUGUACAUGUGUAGAAAUGGCAAAGGUCCCUGCUUCAAGGAACUUACAGUUUAGGAGGACCUAGCAGACAGAAACUCAGACAAAUAAAUGCAGCAAACUGUGACAUUUGCUGUGAAAAACCAUUUGUAUUGGAUAAUGGGGACAAAUGGGGUUUGGUCAUUAGUUGAAGGGUUGCCUAGGUCAGCAUAAGGCUUGCACAAAGGAGUGGCAGAUGAGGACAUCACAGGAGCCGUGUUGAGGAGGUCAAAUACUUGGGUAGUAUCCACAUGUUGGUUGUAAAUGUGUGUAGGAGGGAAGAGCAUGAAAUAACUCCCAGGUUUUUCUGGCAUGAGUGUCUUUGUGGCAGGUGAAGCCAUUGUGAGGAUCAGCAUUUGGAAGAACUGGAUUUGAAGAGAAUGUUGAAUAUGAAGUAUUCAUAGUCUGUAAAUGGAGAUGUUCUAGUUUAUGGGUCAGCAAACUUUUAUCACAAAGGGCCACAUAGUAGGCAUUUUAGGCAUUGCAGGUCAGUCUUUGCCAUGACCACUCAACUCUACCAUUCUAGUGUGCAGGUAGUCAUAGGCAAUAUGGAAGCCAAUGGGGUUGGCUGUGUUCCAAUAAGACUAUUUAGAAAAACGGGCAGUGGGCCAGAUUUGGCCCAUGGGAGCUAGCUUGCCACUCCUGCUAUAUGUAUAGGUAUGAUCUGAAGAUAAAAAUAUAAAUGUAGCUAUGUUGACUCACAUACAUACAUAUAUAUAUUAUAUAUAUUUACCUAGUAUCUUUCUAUGUAGACAUAUAAUCAUACCUAUUUGAUAUAAAUGCUGCACUUCCUGGUUAUUUGGGAUAAACAGUUUUUUCAAACUAUCCAAAAGUCACCUAAUAAUUGUCUAUAAAGAAACAAUUAAAUAUGAAAAUAUAAAUUAAAACAACAAAAUACAUUUUGUACUCAAUGGUUCAGCAAAAUUUAAAAAUCUGGUGAUACCAAGUGUUACCAAAGUUGUAGAGCAACAAAAACUGAAAAGCUAUUUUAAUGGGAGUUGUGAAUUAAUGUAUCUCUAUUGGAAAACAAUUGAUUAUUUUCUAGUGAAUUUGAAUAUAUAUGCCAAUCCUAAGUUCCAGAAAUCUCACUCCUGGGACUCUACCACAGGAAAAGCUAUUAUACAUGCUCAGAUCAAUAUGAACUAUACUCAUAGCAUAACAAAACAAAAAACAGAAGCUGGAAACAACCCAAAAUGAUUCAUUAAAUAAAGUGAAAUAACAUUCAAUAUGGACAAAUCUAAAAAUCAAAAGAAAAAGAAACCGACUGAAUGAUACCAUAUAAUAUCCUUUAUAUAAAGCUUGAAAGUGCAAAAUAAAACACUGUUGUAAAAGGGUCCUUACAUUUUUGGCAAAACUAGGAUGAAAACCAUGAAAAUGAAAAACUCAAAAUGCAGGUAGGUGGAGGCAAAAAACAAAUAAAUAAAUAAAUAAAUUCUGACCUGAUAGGAACAACCAACGGGAUUUAUUUAUUUCUAAGCUUGGUAAUGGGUAGACAGAUAUUUUUUAAAUGAUAACUCUUAUUAUUUUACAUAUGUUAUAUUUGUUCCUUAACAUCAAGCAAGUCUUGCAUGAUAAUGAAAAGGCAAAACCAAAAUCUUAUUAAGUUAUCAAUUUUAUAUUUUCAAAAAAUAAUUAAGUCAAGUUUAUUCUUUUGUUCAAAAGAAACGUUCAUUAUGGGGACCGAUUUUUUUUUUUUUUUUUUUUUUGGUCUGGCUCUGUUUCUUUCCAGUCAUGUCACCUCUCCCCAUGACAGAGGGUCAGCUGGCUUCCAGUGUUUCAGCUAGGCAGGAGUCGGGGGAUUAGGGAUAGCAUAGAAGAGGGAGGAAUAUCAGGAAGGAGCUAACGUGGCUGGUGUAGGGUCAUUUGAGUUCCUGUAUCUCUAGGAGAACAAGCAUUGUCUUUGGCAUAGGACAGAAUGUGGUCAGAAUCCUCUCUGUCACUCAGAAAGUAAUUCCAUUGCUGUCUUAAUAUUAUCCUAGUCAUCUGGGGUUGCAGGAACACUGUGUAGUGGUUUUGCGGUGUGGAAGCUAUUGCUACAUAAUUUUUUAUUUCUUGAAUAUCACUUUGUAGUGUCAUGAUUACAAGGCUUGGAAGAAGAUAAACUCUCUGUCCAUUCCGAGUAUAAAUGGGCACUUGAGAUGAAACCACCUCGUUAAUUUCCCCUUGUUGCUGAAGCAGAAUCUGAAUCCAAACCACAACACAACCUAGCCCCUAAAUCUCUAUUAAAAACCACCUUGGGUAGUCUGGUAAAGCUUUAUUUAAAGUCAGCAGAGAAUUAUAAAGUCAAACGUGAAAAAUGGUACAACAAGAAAGAAUCAUAAAAAAAUACUAGAUCAGUUAAAUGUAGUCAAAGGCAAUUUAGUGUGUUCUGGCACCAGCACUUACUGAUGCAAAGAAUGUGAUGUGUCAGGGGUUGGCAAGAGCAUGUAGGAAAUGCAGAAUGAAGGAUGCAGCUCCACGCAUUGACUCCGAAACAGCCAUACAUGGCUGCAGAGGAUGCUUCAGCUACCUUCCUUGCUUUUCUAUCAGGAAUUUCAGGGAGAAUAUUCGAAUUCCCUCAGGAUGGACAUUUUCUGUUCUUUUGUUCUUGAUAUAGUUUAUGUUUUAAAGUAGAAUUCUUUCUUUCAUGGAGAUAAGCUAACAUGGAGACUGUGUAAAUUGGGUCAGACCAGGAGGGUAAGUAAAACUUGCUGGUACUUCUGAGUAUCCUACUAUUCUAGUUUCUCUGGGGCUGCUACAUUUAUCUGCUUUUUUACAUCCAUCUCCAAGCUGUGAGGGUUUCUGCCUCAUCUUCUUCACCACUUUGGUUUCCCAUUCACCAUUAUUAGCAGAUUUGCUCAGUAAUGAACACAGCUACCAAUGUUAUGCACCCACCCCUUUCCAGGCACUGUGCUAGGCCCUGCAUAUACAUUCUCUCACUAAUCCUCAACAAGCCCCGGUGAUUCUUAGAACUCUAGUCUGAAAAAAAGAAAGCCCCUGUGAGAUAGGUCUUAUCAGCAUGUUGAUUUUACACAUAAGGACAACUAGGGCUAAGAGACUUAGAGCUCAUUUGAGGUGCCACAGAAACAGAACUCACUAGGCCGGACUCCUGUAUAGGAGCAGGCGCUAUGUAAGAAGUGUUGGUUCUCUAACUCCAUCAACAGUAAAAGGUGGGUGCCAGUACCUCUAGGGGACAGAGUACAGGAUAGUAUAGUGUCAAGAGCAUCAGGCUGAAGUCUGGGUUUGAAUCCUGGCUUUGCCACUUAUUGACUCUGUGACUCUGGAGAAGGUACUUGACCACUCUGCAUCUCCCUCUCCAUAAAAUAGGGACAAUAAUAACACCUGCCUUACUAAGGUUGUUGUGAGGAUUAUGUAAGUUGCUAUGAAUAGUUUCAAAUAGUUACUGUGGAAGUGCUGAAUGGUAGUCCCCUUACCUCUAGGGGAUGCAUUCAAGAUCCCAGUGGAUGCCUGAAACCAUGGAGAGUACUGAACCCUAUGUAUACUGUAUUAUUUUUUUGUGUGUACAUUUAUACCUGUGGUAAAGUUUAGUAUAAUUAUUAGGCAUGGUAAGAGAUAACGAUAACUGAUAAUAAAAUAGAACAAUUAUAAGAAUAUUCCAGCAUCACUACUCUUGCACUUUGGGGCCAUUAUUAAGUAAAAUAGGGUUACUUCAACACAACCACUGCCAUACCACAACAGCCAAUCCAAUAGCUGAGACAGCUUCUAGGUGACUAAGCGGCCGAUUCUAUAUACAGAAUGGACACACUGGACAUAGCGAUGACUCACAUCCUGGGCAGGAUGGAACAGGAUGGUGUGAGAUUUUAUCAUGCUACUCAGAAUGGCAUGCAAUUUCAAACUUAUGGAUUGUUGAUUUCUGGAAUUUUCUAUUCAAUAUUUUCAGACUCUAGUUGACUGUGGGUAACUAAAACCAUGCAGAAAGUGGAUAAGGAGGGACUACUGUAUACAUGUUGUUGCUGCUGCUGUUUCUAUUAUUAUUAUUAUCAAUAGUGUUGUUAUUUUUGUCUUAAAAAAUAUAUCCCUGAAAGUAGAGUGCCUUCACUGAAAGAAGUGGUUGUGGAUGGAAUCAGGGACAGGGGAGGUGGAAGGACCAGCCCCUGUGGCAGGUCAGAUGGGAGGAUGUUCUUAGACAUGCCACUCAGUACCCUUGAAAUCCUACUUUGGUGUGGGCCAUAUCCACUUUUGGUAAACUCAUUUGCCCCAAAUGAAGCAGCUUUUGAAGAUCAAACAAGAAAACUGGAUUCUUUGAGUAUAUCCAGCUUGAGUACUUCCAUGUUCAAAAUGUCUUUCUUUCCUGUCUACAGAUUCACCUCUAGGAGAAAAGGAAAGAAGUUUGGAGACUUCCUUUGGUUCUAGCAGGUCUUAUCAGAGUCUCAGUGUAGAUUGAAGAGGAGUGAUUGCUAUACUGUAAAUGCUUUAGAGGGUCUGAAAGAGAUUAGAGAAACCUAUUCCAGAGGAUAAAGGCAGGACAAGAGGGAGCCAUUAAUCUCAUGGACAUUACAUUCCCUAAGAACUUUUUUUGGGAAUGGCCAGAAGCAUGCCAGGCCAUGUGCUGUCCAUUUGCAAUUCUCUGAGCUGUGGAGUUGUGUGUAUGUGUGUGUGUGUGUGUGUGUGUGUGUGUGUGUGUGUGUGUGUGAUAGAUUGAGGCCAAUGUCAUUGCCUCAUUUACAAUGGUUCUUAAACUUGAAAAGGAACUAAAAGGUUGACACAUGCAUGCAGAGUCAGUGCAGAUUAUUCGACUGAAGUAGUCCUGACAAAUACCAGGGCUCUCCACAUUGUCAGGAACAGUCUGAUGAUGACACAUUCGAAGCUCCGCAGACUGGCUUGCAUCUUAGUAAAUGUGUACAACCAGGGGAGACAUAGUUAUGCCGUGGAGAGUUCUGAGAUGUGAAGAGAACAAGUUAAUUGUUCAGCCUCAACUGAGACCUUUCACUCAAGUCAUUAAUCACAGUGCACAGUCUGGAGUCUUGGCUCUGAAGUUCGAUUCUUUAGGCUGCUUUCCUGCUCCAGAUGAAAGCUCAUUCCAGGUGCUGGCCAUUUGUGUUUUCCUCCAACUAGGCUGAUUUAUGGACCUGGAGAUGUUUUCUGGUUUUUCCAAAUUCUGUUCCAUUACUUUGUAAUAAGGGGGGACAUGUGAUUUCUGGCUUUUUGCAGAUCCUCAGUUUUAACAUCCCUAAUACCAAAGAUUUUUAAAAUUAGUCUGUGGUCUGCUUUCUGUGAUCUGGAGAACAGAAAGGCUGUUCUGUAUUUUGAGUAUCAAAGUUAAGACUUUAGGGACUCAUUUCUUUCCCCUUGAGCUGGAGUUGAAGUUGCAAGGGAUGGGCAGGAAACUCUGUUCCUGCCUUCAACAUCCCAAGGCAAAUUAAGGCUUGGGAAGCCCUAGUGACAGCAACUGACUGCAGGUGUUGGAGAUAUCCCUGUCCCACCCGAAUACAUAUGGCUCAGGGUAUAAUAUUAAAGGCCUUCCACACUUGGGCUAUGUCUCUGGUGACAGUGUAAGCCAAUAUUGAAGAUUUCAAAAGAGAAUCUGAGUGUCAAAGGAGGACAUUGUGAUAUGGAGGCUGAACAGGGUGCUGCCAAGUGUUAGCUGUUUGACUGAAAGGUAAACCAGAUCUGAGUUGAUAUGGGGCAACAGAUCCCUUGGGAGUUUUCCCAGGACGAUAGAAAUGUGUCACAGCAAAAUAAUUGGAAAUUGAUAUUUGGCAUAUCUCUGGGUUACUUUUUAUUCCAGAUAAUACCAAGAGUCACUUGGUAUUGGCCAAGAGUCAUUAGUGACUUAUACAUCAAAUCCCAUAACCCAUUGCUGAAAUACAAUCUUCUCUUCGUUGACAGUAGCCAGCUGCUUCCUGGUCCUCUGCUUCCUAACUAGUACUUUAUGUUAAAGGCCCAUGGCCCUGAUUUAGGUGAAAUGAGUGGUAAAAAUAGCAAUUCAAUCUUAUAAAAAACCUGUCUAUACUUUUAAAAAAUUGAUAUAUAAUCAUUGUACAUAUUUAUGCGGUGCAUGUGGUAUUUUGAUACACGCAUAUAAUGUGUAAUUAUUAAACCAGGGUAUUUGUGAUAUUUAUCACCUCCAACAUUUAUCAUUUCUGUGUGUUAGGAACAUUUCAAAUCUUCUAGCUGUUUUGAGAUAUAAAAUAAAUUAUUUUUAACUAUAGUCAUAAUUGUGCUGUCGAACAUGAUGUCUUCUAUCUAACUAAAUGUUUGUGCCCGUAACCAGCCUCUCUUCAUCCCCCUGCACUGCACCAAUUCUACCUUUUGAUAAUUCUCUGAAACGAAAUUUUCACUGGCAGUGCUGUCCUUAAAAUUCAACUCAACUCAACAGGUACUUGUUCAGAGCCUCCUAUGGGCUUUAUAUUGUGUUGUGUGCCCUGGGACCUAUAAAAUAAGUAUCAAACAUGACCUUUGCCCUUGUAAAGCUUAUGAGCUCAUAGGAAGGAUGAUGUGUUUAUGAAACACAUUUUACAUGGCAAGAUAAGCUAUCGUGUAUGUGCCAAAGUGACUAGAAUCGGGAAUAAGUGCAACAGAGAGUCAGAAAAAUGAGAGUAGGUUGUACUGGAACUGUCAGAGAAGCUCUUAUGGAUGAGGUGGGACAAAGACACAAAUAUCCUAAACCCAGAACUCGCCGUUAAAGAAAUUGUAAGAAGCACAGCAUCAGGUUACCAAGAAAUUAUGGAGCCCUUUUAAGUGAAAGUAAUUUGUUCAAUAUGAGAAUGGAUUAAUUUAGUUCCAUAAAUAUUUAUUGAGUACAUGCAAUGUGCCAACAACUAUACCUGAUGUGAUCAAGGAAGAAUAAUGAGUACAAAGGACACGUGUGUGUUAUUCUCAGAUGCUAACUUCUCUCACAUAGGUAUUUAAAGUUAUUGCUGGUCUGUUGAUUCCAAAGUCUGUGAUUUUUAUCAUUUACCAUUCGACCUCUCAAAAAGACUUUGUCAUCCAAGAUAUAUUUGGUUGAGGGGCUGAGUCUAAUUUUUUGUGUGGUGGAAAAAUGGCAUGUCUAACUGCAUAAGUUGUAUGAAGUGUAAAGAGUUGCAUGCAUGCCGAUUGUGAAAGAAAGGGACGUUGAAUUAGCAUUGAAUGUGGGCCCAAAUUAUUGGGUUAGGGAGUAUUUGGAGUAGCAUUAGAAAAGCCUGAACCUGGCCCACAUUCAGGGCUAUAAGUGAAGCCCAAGUUCUCUAUAGAUCAAGCUUUUCUUGGAACUUGUAUCGUUCCCCUUGACAGCUGAUUUGGAAACCCAAUUAGAAGGGCCUCCCAUCAUUAGAGGUGAGGCAGUCUUGCACUGAGCUUUGUUAUUUGAGAAGUUUAAAAUUGGCUACACCCAGAUAUAUUGGAUAACUCACUAAAAUCUAGAAUUGAUCUGUAUUCCUCCUUGUAAAAUAAGGAAAGCCAUUAUGUGUUCAUUUCUUUGAGGACAGGUAUAACUGGACAAUUGCAAAGUGUUUUAGAAAGAAAACAAUGUCAGGAUGAUAGUGGUGGUAGUGGUCAUCGUCAUGGAGAUGGUAGUUAUUAUUCCAAAUAUCCAGAUAAUUUUAAAAUAAUAUAACCAUAGAACGCUAGUAAAUGCUAGAAAGAAUCUAAGAUAUCAGGCAUGGAGGCACAGAGGUGUCAGAGUUUAUUUAGCUAAGCAAUACCAGAAGAGAACUAGAAAAUCCUGCUUCCUAGCUGGCUGUCAUUUGCAUACAACAAUGAGACCCCUGCUUAGUAACCCCUGUGUUUCUGCCACCCAUGUGACUGCUUUCUGAAGCUAAUUUAGUUAUCAAAUAAAAAAUGGAAUUUUGAGAAAACCGUAUUUUUUUUUAAACUGGAGGGAUUGGUGGAAGGAAAAGCAAGAAGAAAUUUGGAAUCUUGGUUCCUGACAUUUUCCUUAAUGUUCAAUUACUCUCUUCGUUGGAAAGCUUCGUCUUGGCCUCUAUGGGUGACACAUCCACUUGUGGUCACUCACUCCUGUGUAUGCGUGUACAUCUGUUGAUAUGCAUUCCUCUUCAUCAUCUGUAGGCAUUUUACAAAUAAUGGCUUGUGUGUGUGUGUGUGUUUUAUCAUCUUAUUUUUUUAAAUGAAAAUGACAACUUGAAAAUUCUUUGCAGAAAUAAUUCUUCUAUGGUAAAGGAAUUUCAGCGUGUCUUUCAGGGUCAUCUUUGGGUCACAUAAUUUCAUGGAGGAGUUGGCAGUGGGUGGGAGGGAUAUAAACAGUGACUUUGGAAUUUUUAUCUUUCCAUCCUGUGGCAGGUGGGCAAAGUUGGUAACAAAGAAAGUUGGUUGGUGGAGAACUAGGAAAAUAUAGUCAAGUAAGAAAGGUACAACAAGAUGUGAGUGCAAACCAAAAAAUUGGCAAUUGCAAAACAAAAAAUUGGCAAGGCAUAGAAAGAGAGAAGAGGAGGCAUGGAUACUUUUCCCCUCUCUUCCAACCCUGCUCCUCUGUGAAGCCAUUGCUGAGGUAGGGGUGCGAUCAGGAGAGUAUAUAAAGGAGCUUGGACUUUGCAGUUGUAACUCCUGUUUUUGAUGAAACUGUUUUGGAAGCUUUCUUCUUGAAUAGAGCUGGGGGAUCUGAGUGGGACUCAGAAGAGAGGAGAAAGGCCAUUUGGAACUCGAUCCAGAUUCUGGGUUUAAAGAUGAGAAAGUAUUACAGGGUUUCCAUAAACCACGGAGUUCAGGUUGGCAGCAUGGAAAUCUGAUCCAGUUUUUACUCACCAAACUAUGUGUGUGGAGGUACACAUCAGAGGGGUACCUUUUUCAUAUUUAUCCAAAGCACUGUGUAGAAGAGACUAGUCCCUGGAUAGGGGAAUUUUAAACUUCCUUCUAAGUUUUCCAAUCCUAUCUGCAUAUUUUUAGAGCCGGAGUUUCUAAGCAAGGCACUCUAUAUUGUUUGUUCUCUUGGGUAGUUAAGCACAGACAGCAGGGAAGCAUGGUGGCUCACAGAGUGAACUAGCUGCAGAGACCAACUUAUCCAAUGAACAAAGUAGGUGUAAAAUGAAAAUGACUAACGGGGUCCUUGAUUUCACUCUCUUGAGAAGUCAGCCACAAAGCCAAGUGCCUAGAGACCCACAUUUCCAGCUUCUCUCAUCUCCAGUCUCCCUUUAGGAAGGCUGUGAGCAAGCCUGGCCUUCGUGGUUCUUUCUUCCGUCUGUAAACUCCCUGUAAUUAUUAUGCAGUUCCUUAUGCUAGGUACCAUGGGAGUGUGAGGCCUCCGGAAGAAACUCUUGACUUUGAGAAGCUUGGAGGCCAUUGUGAAAACAGGAAAGACAAGCACAAUCCUGGUAAAUGAAGUGUGUACAAAGCCUGUUUGACAACAAAGUCCUCUCUAGAGGACCUUGAAAAAUCAGAGACCGCCAUCCCAUAUGGAGAGGUCCUUCCACCCUCACCUCAGUGGCUGUUUUUCUCUCACUGAAGAAUGAAAAUGGUAAAUGGCCUCAAGCAAGCUAAAAGCAGAUCCCUCAGCUUUAUUCAUUUCCUGACUGCAAUACUUGGUGGUAGUAUUAGAAAAGGCUCUGGCAGUCCUUGUAGGAGAAAUGCCAGUAAUGAGGCAAUGGAACGUUCAUUCACCUGCUUUAUGUUCUUUUGGAAAUAACAUGAUUUAUAAAAGAAUACAGAAUCAUAAUUGUCAGCCAAGAUGUCAUUUUAACCUUAGGAUGUCCAGAAACAAAGGGAUAUUACAUCCUUUGUUCUUGGAGCACCACUGGUGUCAAAUUAUGCACAGCGUUUCCUCUUGGCAUUGAGUGCUUGUGAGCCUAACAGCAACCAAACACUGACUUCAGAAAGAUGAUGUUUCUGAUGGUUUUCUCACCUGAAUAUCUCCUUGGUACUAUGGGAGAGAGCAUGGGCCUCCUAGCUUCCCUGCAUUCUGAUAGAGCAGGAGCCAGGAGGCAUGGCAGUCUUAGAAAUGGCUAAGGGUUGGGGUACACUGUCUUUGGCCUCUAUCAGAGGAGCUGAACAAGAGUCCCAUUAAAAUGCUGGUGAAAUAAUUCAUAACCUUGAUUUUAUCUGCACAUCAACAUAUGCCAACAGAUGCUCAGUGCAAAACAUGAAUAUUUGAUUAAUAUAAAAUCAGGCAUCUAGAGCAGAGAGCAGUGGAAUGUUGGGGGUUGAGUAGGACUUACAUGUUAUCCAUCUAAUCGCAGCUGUCUGGAUGCACAUAGUAGGCAUUGAAAAUAUCCAUAAUUAUAUUUUCAUUGAUUUGAAUAACUCUGUUGCUUGGUUUUGAGCCCAGAUGUUUGACGUCCCACUGGAACUGUGUGCUCUGCCUCCUGUCAUCAGUCUCAUCAGCACACAGAUGUUCGGCAAGGGACAGCAUUCCUCUAGUCUUCAUUGUGAGGCCUCUUCUCUGUUCUCCCAGCCCAUCCACUCGGGCUCCUGUGACAGUCAGCCACAGAACACACUGCAGGUCACCCAUGGAGCUAGGUGCAGAAACUGUCCACCACACCAUUUUGUCAUUGUGGUUUUAUCCAAAGGCAGAGAACAUUGGAGCCUCAGCUAACAGACCAGACUAAUGCUGGUAACAAGUACUUGAGUGGUUAUUUCAUCAUUCAUUCCAUUGGUCAUUGAAAAAAUAUUGAGUAAAGGCUUAUUAGUCCACAGCACUUCCCUGAAACCUGAAGAAGACAUAGGAGAAGACCCUUGGUAGGAGAGGGAGAAGGUUGCACUGUGAGUGAGAAUAUGAGACAUUCAUUAACUUCUAGGGAAUGAUAAGACUGGUUACAUUAGUGCUGAUGACAUUCACAGCAGAGGGGAGGAGAAGCUAGUUGGUAGAGUGGAUAGAUAGUACACUAGAUCCAAGUCUGUAUCUUGAAUCUCUCUCAUAACACCAGCGUGUGGCUGUAAACCCAGGCCUCCGGUUUCCUCUGUAAAAUAAAGGAGAUGCACUAAGAUGCUUUCUAUGCCUUUCAGUACUAUCCUUCAGUUUGCUCUGAUCAAGAAUUGAAGAGAUCCCCAUAUUCCCGUGGUUUAAUUUUCCCUGAAGACCUUGGACUGACCACUUUCGUAAGUAAUCAGGUAGACUUCUAAUAGUCAAAGGACAUAUGAAUGAAAGGUAGUGAAAGAAGGCGUACACUGAUGCCUUAAUAUCUUGGUUAGAAGAUAGCGGCUUUUGAAAGUCUAUGAAAAUCAAUUUUGGAUAAUAAUAGAAAAAUUCGUUAAGGCUGGGAGUAGAGCUUUGCUUCAAAGUGAAAUAGCAGCAAGUUUUACCUUUGCUCAUGUACCAUCAUUCUUGAAUUAGUUAUUAAUCUCAGGACCAAGAGCAACUUGUUGCCCUUGGAUCGGUCCAGUGGCAUUUCUUUUUCUUUUGUUUUUUUUUAUUUUUUUGAGACGCAGUUUCGCUCUUGUUGCCCAGGCUGGAGUGCAAUCACACAAUCUUGGCUCAUCGCAACCUCCCGGGUUCAAGUGAUUCUCCUGCCUCAGCCUCCUGAGUAGCUGGGAUUACAGGCAUGUGCUACCAUGCCUAGCUAAUUUUGUAUUUUUAGGAGAGACGGGGUUUCUCCAUGUUGGUCAGGCUGGUCUUGAACUCCUGACCUCAGGUGAUCUGCCUGCCUCGGCCUCCCAAAGUGCUGGGAUUACAGGCGUGAGCCACCAUGCCCAGCCCUGGUGGCAUUUCUGACUUCCUUGGUUCACAUGGUCUUGGUAUGACAGCCCUAUGAAUGGGUACCUGAGGACCUCUGCUGCCAGUGUUCAAGGUGGCUUCUCUUUAGCUCAUCUAAGAUACAGGGGCUGUAUCUUUAAAAAGUAGAGACAGGAUGAUUAAUCUGUAGUUGGACAGAUUAAUUGUGGCUUCCAAUCUCUUCAGACCCUGUGUAGGCAGAUCAAGUAACUUACCUACAUAAAAGGCAAAGCACAGAAGUCAUGAACAUUCUCACUUCUGUGUAGUACUAUAUAGCUUCCUGAAAGGUUUAUAACAAUUUCUAACCAACUUGUUUAAUCCCCACAGUUCUGUGAAGUCAGUAUUAUAUUCUUACAUUGUAAGUGAGGAUAUUGAGGUACAAAUGUAUUUGUGGGGUUGGAAAUUUCUCACAGGACAUAUUUGGUGGAUGCUGGGAAGAGCUACUCUCCUGAAACUCCAAAAUCCCCUCCCUCCCUCACCUGCUACAGUUGAACUUUUUCUGUAAGUUAAGACAUUUCUGAUUCUGGGUACUCUUUUAAAAUGCAGAUACCCCUGGAAGAGAGGUCAGACCAAAUUUCUUAUUGCUUAAAUAAUUGCCUGAAUAAUGUUUUACAAUCAUUUUCAUCUAAGAUAGUUGAGGACAGCAUGGUAACAUAUUAAAAUCAGGAUUAAAUGGGCUGGGUGUGGUGGCUUAUGCCUGUAAUCUGAGCAGUUUGGGAGGCUGAGGCAGGUGGAUCACUGGACGUCAGGAGUUCAAGACCAGCCUGGGCAACAAGGUGAAACCCCGUCUCUACUGAAAAUACAAAAAUUAGUUGGAUGCUGUGUUGUGUGCCUGUAGUCCCAGCUACUCAGGAGGCUGAGGCAGGAGAGCUGCUUGAGCCUGGGAGGCGGUGGUUGCAGUGAGUCGAGAUUGCACCAUUGCACUCCAGCCUGGAUGACAGAGCGAGACUGUCUCAAAAAAAAAAAAAAAAGAAAAGAAAAAUCAGGAUUAAAUGAAGGGGGACCAGGAUAGAUUUGGGUUUGGGGAGCUUGUUUAGGAGUAGCUAUCUGAUAGGGGUAUAACAAUGGUGACCCCAGGACUCCAGUUCUGAAUGAAGGAAGUCCCCAUCUAAGGGAUAGUAUGGGACACGGAGCAAGAAGAUAAUGGAAACAGAGCAACUCUUUAUAUUUCAGACUUGGUUGGCUUAUUUGUGCUGGAUCCACCCCUGGUGAGUGGGCAGGAUUGUGAUGGAUGGGGUCAAGCUUAUCUACCAUUACAUGCCAAGUACCUGGCUUAGGGCAUUGAUCCAUUUCAUAUACUCUCUUAUUUUGCUAACUACUUAAGGCAGAAAAAUCAUUCCCCUAUUCUACUCCAAUAUGUGCCAGUUGAAAGUGAAAUCCUCACACUGAGCAAAUGCACCAGAGAACACUCUAUAAACUUAAUGAGGGAGAUGAAGAGAUAUGUGCCAGAAACCUAGAAAAUUUAACACUGAUGAGGUUAUGACUAUUACAUGUUUAGUUAAAUUGUUGACACUGACAGGACGUGGCUGAGGAAAUCUACCAUCCAUUUUCUCCUUGUACCAGUGAUAAUGGUUCCUUGGUGUGCUCUUCUCAGUUAACAAAAAUAUUCCCGAAAGUUAAAUGCAGGGAGAAGAAGUGACAUAAGAAGUACUUUCAUUAUCUGUGUUCUUCUGGGAGUUCCCUCCAGAAACAUUAUUUAAAGCAGUACUUCUCCCUACUGGCAAAUGAGUUUGAAGGGAAGGACUCGAGUUCAGAGGGGACCGGAGAGGCUCCUAACCCUGUGCUUGAAGGCUUGCUCCAGCAAACCCACAUAACACGACACUGCCAUAGCCUCUCAAAAACACCUUUCUCUUUCAUUUUCCUCCUUUCAAAAACUGACAAAGGUUAUCCACGGGCUAGUGAAUAAAAUCUCAAUUCCUUUAGCUGACAUUCAAGGCACAAAUGUGAUUGUGAUUUUUGUAAGGUGUCAAGUGCUGUAUAAACAGGUGGUGGAGAGAGUAUUGAAUUUGAAGUCAGAACACUUUGGUUUCAAUCUUGUUAACUGGGUGACCUUGGGCCAGUCACUUGAUCACUCUGAAUCUCAGUUCCUUCACUUAUAAAAUAGGAUUAUUUCAAUAGUUAAAUUAAUUGAAAGUAACAUAGUACUUAGCAAAGAGUGAACAUUCAAUACCCAUUAAGGAAGAGAUGGUUACCAGAGGCAAUUUAUUCUAGCAUUUAAGAACAUUCACUAUGGAGACAAAAAUUAGUAAUCUUUUUUAUUUAUUUAUUUUUGUUUUAGAUUCAGGGGGUACAUGUGCUUGUUUGUGCCCCCCUGGUGGGGUUGGGCUUCAAAUGUACCUAUCACCCAAAUAUUGAACAUUGCACCCAAAGGUUAAUUUUUCAACCCUUACCCUCCUUCCACCCUCCCGCCUUUUAGAGCAAUCUUUCUUUUGUCUUUGAUUUCUACCUAGAAAAUGGGGGUAAGUUGGAAGAUUUAGAUGAGUUAAUACAUAUCAGGAACUUUCAAUAGUGCUUGGCCUAUAUUGAUCCUUCUAUAAGUAUUAAGUCUUUUCUUGCUACUGUUGUUGCUUUUAUUGAAUGACCUGUCCUAACCUUAUUUUUCCUGACUUAUCUGAUUUUCUAUUUUACCAGCAGACAGAGCUCCUCCACAAAGUCAUGAUAUCAUUAGGGUGGGAAUUAAUUCCUACCUUUAACUUCCAUGAGCUUUACUCAAUGCCUGCAAAAUACUCAAUCAUUUUUGUUAUUAAAAAGUGUACAAAUGUGCUUGCUAACAUCGACCUAGCAUUGUGCUAGAGGUUUCAGCCUGUGGAGUAAGGAAAGAAAGAAAGAAAAGAAAGAAAGAAAGAAAGAAAGAAAGAAAGAAAGAAAGAAAGAAAGAAAGAAAGAAAGAAAGAAAGAGAAAGAGAAGAAGCAUCCAGAUUGGAAAGGAAGAAGUAAAACUGUCUUUAUUUGCAGAUGAAAUUAUCAUCUCUGUAGAAAAUUCAGUGGAAUGUACAUAAAGCUAUUAGAAGCAACAGGAGAAUUUAGCAAGUUACAGGAUGCAAGAUUAAUAUGCAAGUCAAUUGUUUUAGUUCCUUAAACUUAAGACAGCCACAAGUAGACCAGUUUAACUGGAGCAUAGGAUGAGUGAGGGGUAGUGUGGUAUGUAAAAUUAGAAAGGCAGAUCUAGAUAACAUGGAAUACUUUUGCUUACUCUUUCUCUGCCUUCCUUCAUUCCUUUUCCCCUCCCCCACCUCCUUUCUUUCUUUUUCCUUUCUAGUUUCUUGGCAUAACAACCUUUUUCCAUAAAAGAAGGGUAGAACUUCUUUCUUAAAGGCAAAGUUAUUUAUUCUUUGGGUUAAGUCAAACAAAAUGACCGUAACUAUGUUGUUUUGAGCUUACAGUUAAUGUUCUGUUAUAUAUAAAAUGUUCCCAAAGACAAGGAGUGAAAUGUCAGCAAGCAAUCACUGGAACAUAGGGUAUCAGGAUUCAAGUUCUGAUUUCCUCUUAACUAGCUCUAAUAACUUUGGGAAGAUCACUUCACCUUUUAAGGCCCAGUUUGCUUUGUCUUAAAAAAGGGAUAAUGAUUGCAUGACUUCCAUAUUUAUAGGGUUGUUGAUGGCUUACUCCAACAAAAUUUUUCUAGUUCUUAGAAACUCUAAGAGCUGGAGAUAGGGAAUCACUCCCCUCAGGGAAUAUUUAGUGAAAAUAUGUGUAGAACUAACUCCAGUGGCAUAGGAUAGGCUAUUCAGAGUAGUAUACAUAAGGGCCUAGGAGAGUGCAAAGAAGGGAUUAAUUAACUCUGCUUGUGGGAUUGGGAAAAAUUUCGCUGAGUUGAUAUCUAAACCCAAGCUCACAGCUUAAGUGAGAUUUUUGACAGAGAAAGGGACAACUUUAACAUGAUAAUGGGAAUAAUAUCUUUUGUUUGUUUAGCACUUUACCAUUUUACUUGACAUAAAUUAGAGUGAUCUAAAAACUAUAUAGACGUUAGGGAUUAUUAUUGCUAUCCUAGGGGUGGUUAUUACUUUAAACUACUUGUUUGAUAAGGCUGGGGAAAUUUUGACCCCAAAUUGUAACAAUUUAGAAAAGUUUAUGUAAAAAUUUCCAGGGAAUUUUUCCAUGUUGGGGGAACCAGGAGCCUUAGGAGCUUGGUGGGGUAUCAAGGAUUAGGGGAGAGGCAUGGGAAGAGGGAAAAAGGAUAUUAAUUAAAUUUUUGCAAAAAUAUGGCUCAUUUUGUAAUUAUGGCAUAACUUGCUGAGUAAAGAUGCAAGAAUAUGAAAACCUGGAUGUUUAACUUUUUUCCCCAUAAGUUAUUGGGGUACAGGUGGUAUUUGGUACAUGAGUAAGUCCUUUAGUGGUGAUUUGUGAGAUUUUGGUGCACCCAUCACCCAUGUAUACACUGCACCAUAUUUGUAGUCUUUUAUCCCUCACCCUCCUCCCAUCCUUCCCCCCAAGUCCCCAAAGUCCAUUGUAUUAUUCUUAUACCUUUGCAUCUUCAUAGCUUAGCUCCCAUAUAUCAGUGAGAACAUACAAUGUUUGGUUUUCCAUUCCUGAGUUACAUCACUUAGAAUAAUAGUCUCCAAUCUCAUCCAGGUCACUGCAAAUGCUGUUAAUUCAUUCCUUUUUAUGGCUGCAUAGUAUUCCAUCGUAUAUAUAUACACACACACACAUAUAUAUAUACACACACACACACACACAUACACACCACAGUUUCUUUAUCCACUCAUUGACUGGUGGACUUUUGGGUUGGUUCCACAAUUUUGCAAUUGUGAAUUGUGCUCCUGUAAACAUGCAUGUGCAUGUCUUCAAAUAAUGACUUAUUUUCCUGUGGCUAGAUACCCAGUAGUGGGGUUGCUGGAUCAAAUGGUAGUUCUACUUUUAGUUCUUUAAGGAAUCUCCACACUGUUUUUCAUAGUGGCUGUACUAGUUUACAUUUCCACCCACAGUGUAGAAGUAAGUGUUCCCUGUUCACUGCAUCCAUUCCAACAUCUACUGUUUUUUGAUUUUUUUAUUAUGGCCAUUCUUGCAAGAGUAAGGUGGUAUUGCAUUGUGGUUUUGAUUUGCAUCUCCCUAAUCAUUAGCAAUGUUGAGCAUUUGUUCAUAUGUUUGUUGGCCAUUUGUAUAUCUUCUUUUGAGAAUUGUCUAUUUAUGUCCUUAGCCCACUUUUUGUUUGGAUUGUUUGUUUUUUUCUUACUGAUUUGUUUGAGUUCGUUGUAGAUUCUGGAUAUUAGUCCUUUGUCAGAUGUAUAGAUUGUGAAGAUUUUCUCCCGCUCUGCGGGUUGUCUGUUUACUCUGCUGACUGUUCCUUUUGCUUUGCAAAAGCUCUUUAGUUUAGUUAGGUCUCAGCUAUUUAUCUUUGUUUUUAUUGCAUUUGCUUUUGGGUUCUUGGUCAUGAAAUCCUUGCCUAAGUCAAUGUCUAGAAGGGUUUUUCCAAUGUUAUCUUCUAGAAUUUUUAUAGUUUCAGGUCUUAGGUUUAAGUCCUUAAUCCAUCUUGAGUUGAUUUUUGUAUAAGGUAAGAGAUGAGGAUACAGUUCUCCUACAUGUGGCUAGCCAGUUAUCCCAGCACCAUUUGUUGAAAAGAGUGUCCUUUCCCCACUUUAUGUUUUUGUUUACUUUGUUGAAGAUCAGUUGGCUGUAAGUAUUUGGGUUUAUUUCUGGGCUCUCUAUUCUGUUCCAUUGGUCUGAGUGCCUAUUUUUAUACCAGUACCAUGCUGUUUUGAUGACUAUGGCCUUAUACUAUAGUUUGAAAACAGGUAGUGUGAUGCCCCCAGAUUUGUUCUUUUGACUUAGACUUGCUUUGGCUAUGCAGACUCUUUUUUGGUUCCAUAAGCAUUUUAGAAUUGUUUUUUCUAAUUCUGUGAAGAAUGAUGGUGGUAUUCUGAUGGGGAUUGUGUUGAAUUUGUAGAUUUCUUUUGGCAGUAUGGUCAUUUUCACAAUAUUGAUUCUACCCAUCCAUGAGCAUGGGAUGUGUUUCCAUUUGUUUGUGUCUAUGUUUAGAAAUCUGUGAUUUCUUUCAGCAGUGUUUUGUAGUUUUCCUUGUAGAGGAAAACUCCUUUGUUAGGUAUAUUCCUAAGUAUUUUAUUUUUAUUGCAGCUAUUGUAAAAGAGGUUGAGUUCUUGAUUUGAUUCUUGGCUUGCUUGCUGUUGGUGUAUAGAAGAGCUAUUGAUUUAUGUACAUUAAUCUUGUAUCCAGAAACUUUGCUGAAUUAUUUUAUCAGUUCUACAAGUUUUCUGGAGGAGUCCUUAGGGUUUUCAAGGUAAAUGAUUGUAUCGUCAGCAAACAGUGACAGUUUGACUUCCUCUUUACCGAUUUGGAUGCCCUUUAUUUCUUUCUCUUGUCUGAUUGCUCUGGCUAGGACUUCCAGUACUAUGUUGAAGAGGAGCAGUGAGAAUGGGCAUCCUUGUCUUGUUCCAGUUCUCAGAGGGAAUGCUUUCAACUUUUCCUUAUUCAGUAUUAUGUUGGCUGUGAGUUUGUCAUAGAUGGCUUUUAUUACAUUAAGGUAUGUCCCUUGUGUGCCCAUUUUGCUAAGAGUUUUAAUCAUAAAGCGAUGCUGGGUUUUGUUGAGUGCUUUUUCUGCAUCUGUUAAGAUGAUCAUGUGAUUUUUGUUUUUAAUUCUGUUUAUGUGGGGUAUCACAUUUAUUGACUUGUGUAUGUUAAACCAUCCCUGCAUCCCUGGUAUGAAAUCUACUUGAUCAUAGUGGAUUUUCUUCUUGGUAUGUUGUUGGAUUUCGCUAGCUAGUAUUUUGUUAACUAUUUUAGCAUCUAUGUUCAUCAAGGAUAUCAAUCUGUCGUUUUCUUUUUUGGCUAUGUGCUUUCCUGGUUUUGGUAUUAGGGUGAUGCUGGCUUCAUAGAAUGAAUUUGAGAGGGUUCCUUCUUUCUCUAUCUUGUGGAAUAGUGUCAAAAGGAUUGGUACUAACUCUUAUUUGAAUGUCUGGUAGAAUUCUGUUGUGAACCUGUCUGGUCCUGGACUUUUUGUUGUUGUUGUUGUUGUUUUAAUUUUUUUAAUUUUUAAUUUUUUUUUUGAGGUGGAGUUUUGCUCUUGUUGCCCUGGCUGGAGUGCAAUGGCAUGAUCUCAGCUCACCGUAACCUCUGCCUCCCAGGUUCAAGUGACUCUCCUGCCUCAGCCUCGCAAGUAACUGGGAUUACAGGCAUGUGCCACCAUGCCCGGCUAAUUUUGUAUUUUUAUUAGAGAAGGGGUUUCUCCAUGUUCAUCAGGCUGGUCUUGAACUCCAGACCUCAGGUGAUCCACCUGCCCUGACCUUAGGUGAUCCACCUGCCUCGGCCUCCCGAAGUGCUGGGAUUACAGGUGUGAGCCACCGCGCCUGGCUGGUAAUUUUUAAAUGACCAUUUCAAUCUUGCUGCUUGUUAUUUGUCUGUUCAGGGUAUCUAAUUCUUCCUGAUUUAAGCUAAGAGUGUUGUAUUUUUCCAGGAAUUUAUCCAUCUCUUCUAGGUUUUCCUUUAUGUACAUAAAGGUGUUCAUAGUAGCCUUGAAUGAUCUUUUGUAUUUCAGUGGUCUCAGUUGUAAUAUCUCCUUUUUCAUUUCUUAGUGAGGUUAUUUGGAUCUUCUCUCUUCUUUUCUUGGUUAAUCUUGUUAGUGGUCUAUCAAUUUUAUUUUUCUUCUCAAAGAACCUGCCUUUUGUUUCAUUUAUCUUUUGUAUUAUUUUUGUUUCAAUUUCAUUUACUUCUGCUGCGAUCUUGGUUAUUUCUUUUCUUCUGCUGGAUUUGGAUUUGGUUUGUUCUUGUUUCUCUAGUUUCUUGAGGUGUUACUGUAAAUUGUUCUUCUGUGCUCUUUCAGACUUUUUGAUGUAGGCGUUUAGGGCUGUGAACUUUCCUUUUAGGACUGCCUUUGCUGUAUCCCAGAGGUUUCAAUAGGUUGUGUUACUAUUGUCAUUCAGUUUGAAGCAUUUUUUAAAUUUCCAUUUUGAUUUCAUUUUUGACCCAAUGUUCAUUCAGGAGCAGGUUAUUUCAUUUCCAUGUAUUUGCAUGGUUUUGAAGAUUCCUUUUGGAUUUGAUUUCCAGUUUUAUUCCACUGUGGUCUGAGAGAGUACUUGAUAUAAUUUCAAUUUUCUUAAAUGUAUUGAGGCUCGUUUUAUGGCCUGUCAUAUGGUCUAUCUUGGAGAAAGUUCCAUGCGUUGUUGAAUAGAAUGCGUAUUGUGUGGUUGUUGGGUGAAAUGUUUUGUAUAUAUUUGUUGAGUCCAUUUGUUCCAAGGUAUAGUUUAAAUUCAUUGUUUCUUUGUUGACUUUCUGUCUUGAUGACCUGUCUAGUGCUGUCAGUGGAGUAUUGAAGUCUCCCACUAUUAUUGUGUUGCUGUCUAUCUCAUUUCUUAGGUCUAUUAGUAAUUGUUUUAUAAAUUUGGGAGCUCCAGUGUUAGGUGCGUGUAUGUUUAGGAUUGUGAUAUUUUCCUGUUGGACAAGGUCUUUACCAUUAUAUACUGUUCCUCUUUGUCUCUUUUAAUGCUGUUGCUUUAUAGUUUGUUUUGUCUGAUAUAAGAAUAGCUACCCCUACUUGUUUUUGGUGUCCGUUUGCAUGAAAUGCCUUUUUCCACUCCUUCACUUUAAGUUUAUGUGAGUUCUUAUGUGUUGGGUGAGUCUCCUGAAGGCAGCAGAUAUUUGGUUGCUGGGUUCUUAUCCAUUCUGCUGUUCUGUAUCUUUUAAGUGGAGCAUUUAGGCCAUUUACCUGCAAUGUUACUAUUGAAAUGUGAGGUGCUGUUGCUUUUAUCAUGCUCUUUGUUGCCCAUGUACUUGGUUUUUUGUUUUUGCUUUUUAACUUGUAUUUUUGUUUUAUAGGUCCUGUGUGAUUUAUGCUUUAAAGAGGUUCUGUUUUGAUGUGCUUCCAGGAUUUGGUUCAAGAUUUUGAGCUCCUUUUAUUAGUUCUUGUUGUGGUAGUUUGGUAAUGGCGAGUUCUCUCAGCAUUUGUUUGAAAACAACUGUAUCUUUCCUUCAUAUAUGAUGCUUAGUUUCACUAGAUACAAAAUUCUUGCCUGAUAAUUGUUUUGUUUGAGGAGCCUGAAGAUAGGUCCCCAAUCCCUUCUAGCUUGUAGGGUUUCUGCUGAGAAAUCUGCUGUUAAUCUGAUAGGUUUUCCUUUAUAGGUUACCUGGUACUUCUGUCUCAUAGCUCUUAAGAUUCUUUCCUUCAUCUUAAAUUUGGAUAACCUGAUGACAAUGUUCUUAGGCAAAGAUCUUUUUGUGAUUAAUUUCCCAGGUGUUCUUUUGCUUCUUGUAUUUGGCUGUCUAGGUCUCUUGCAAGGCCAGGAGAGUUUGCUUUGAUUAUUCCCCUAAAUCUGUUUUCCAGGGAAAACCUGGACAUUUAAAUGCUAGUUUAACAUGGAGCAGAGGACUCCAUUUUUGUAAAAUGCUGCAACCUGGGAAUUUCCUUUCAUAAUUUUGAUAGACAUAUGGCACUUCUGGUUGAGAACUGGGCCUAUAGCAGUGGCUUAACUUAAGGGUUCCAUAGAUCCUUGCCUUGGUUCAACAUAUCCCAUCUACGAGAUGACAAAUGUUUGAUUGAAGAAGUAUUGAAGAGUAUUUGGAAAUGUAGACAAAUAACACAGUAUCUGGAGCUUGCAGCACAGUGGGAAAUGGAGCCAAGACUGUACCUAUAAUUUAGGGUAAGGAGCAAUAAUGAGGUCCCAUAAAAAUAAAAAACCGUGAUGUUAAAUAGACUGCAGAUCAUUUGCACCUUGAGGCUUUUCUUAGAUUUUAUGCCAGCAAAAAAAAGUAGUAAUAGGGCUUGUGCUUUAUGCCAAAAGAAUUCCUCGUACACAAGAUUUUAUUUGCUUUAGUGUAAUCAAAGAGACCCUCCCCCUAAAAUUAUAUAAGGGUAAAAAAAACAAAACAAACAAACAAAAAACCCAUCCAGCUAUAAAGAGCUGCCAGCCUGGGUUUGGAGCAUGGCUUUAAUCCUCUGUGCCUGGGGUCAUAUUGUUUUUAUCUUGCUUUUGACUCUAUUUCAAAGCUGAUGUUGCUAUCUACAAACCUUACCUAACAGCUGUAAUUAUUUCAUUUGUAUUCACUAUGAAGUCCUUUCCAAUCAUGUUAGAGAAAUGGAUUCCAGUGUUUGCAAGUGACCCCUUAUCCUGUCUUUUAAAGAAAAUAGCAUAUAUUGUAGGCUCCCCUUAUCUGCAUUUUUGCUUUCCACAGUUUCAGUUACCCACGAUCAACUGCAGUCCAAAAAUAAGAUAUUUUGUGAGAGAGAGAAAGACUAUAUUCGUAUAACUUUUAUUAUAGUAUAUUGUUAUCAUUGUUCUAUUUUAUUAUUAUUAUUGUAAAUCUCUUACCGUGCCUAAUUUAUAAAUUAAACUUAACAUAGGUCUGAAUGUAUAGGAAAAACAUAGUAUACAUACUAUAUAUAGUAAGUGGAGAGCACACCAAAUGUAUAUCAUUUUUGUACUGUAGUAAAUUUGAAAAAUUGUAGGCCAACCCAUUAUAAGUUGAGGAUGGAAGGUCUGUCUAUAGGGUUCAGUAUUACAUGUGGUUUCAGGCAUCCACUAGUGGUCCUGAUGUGUCCUCUACAGACAAAGGGGGACUACUGUAAGUUUGUAAAACCACUGAACAAGGAGUUUCAAAUGUGAUAAAAUGUUAAAAUGGGACUCUUCAAGUUCAGCUGAAGCCACAAUUAAUAGGAAUCAACUGGUCGCACAUUCCAAGAUGAGGUGCUAGAUCACCCCAGCAGGACCUGCAAGAGUUCUAAAAUUUGGAUCAUGUCAUUGCCUGAGCUUUCAGACAUUAGAUAAAUCAAGUCAGAUUUGAUCCUUAGUUUUUUCCUUUGUCAAGUGGGAACAGUUAUUGCUACCCAGUGACCUUGUAGGGAUGUGUCAAUUGAGAUGCUGGACCUGAAGAUGCCAUGAAAAUUCGAGGUAGUGGUUCUCUUUCUCCUUCUUGCAGUGGGGUUUUGGGUCACAAAAUGACAGGAUUGUCCUCAGAUACUUGGGCCAUUGGUGCUGUUAACACAAUAUGAGUUUAGUGUUUCAUUUUGGAGUCAAACACACUUUAUUUUUUUUUCUCACAACUGCUUCUGUGAAUCUACUUGCAGGGCUAGAUCUUCUGCCCUGGAAUCAUAUCCUAGCUAGUGCUCAGAGCCUGCCACUCACUCUUUGGUAGUAAUAACUCCUCUCAUUGGUUACCUGAGUUUCCAAACAGUGUUGGUUAUGCUAUAAAUAAGUAUAGUCUAGGGUAAUAAUCAAAACUCUGAAAUUCAUCCAUGGGUAAUGCAUCUUCUGGCACCAUCAAGAGCUUGCUACAGGGGGAGAAGUGGGCUGAGUAACUUCUUUCUCCUUUAUUCUUCCAUAUGCUAGGUGAGUUGGAUAGGGGAAGAGAAGAGAAGUAGGAGCCAGGAUCAAAUUUGCUUGGCUGGUCCCAACCUGGUAUUGAUUUGCUUUUCUACUGGCAGAUGCUUAAGACUGGCCUUUCUUCUCUGAAGGCUGUUUCAUGAUUUGGACGCUUAUCACUAGGGUCCUCUUUUUUGUGGGUGAUUCUCUUUUGAUGAUAAAUGAAUCAUCUAGGGACUUCUCUCUGCUGAGGUCUCCUUGCCUCUAACAAGGCAAGGUCCAAGACUAGCUCAGGGUGCUUUGUCUUGUACUUGGCACUUACCUCCUCCCUGGAAAUAUGGAUCUUUGACCUAAAAGUGUUGUAUAGUUAUGUCCCCAAAUUGAAUCUGUUUUGUUUAGCCACCUAGUGAGCAGCUUUAGCCAUAGUCUUUCUUUCACUCAUUAACUUUCUUAGGCUUAUGUAAGAUGGGUAUCAGUUCACUGUGACCCUUAAAAUGCAGGGGCACCUACCAAGCCAUCUGAGUACACUACCAAAGUCCCUCUCAUUUGCUAGAAAUAAAGGGAGUACCAUAGCCCUGAUACUUUUCCACUGGAGGGAAGCAUUGCAAGUACACUUGAAAAUUCUCUUUGAAGAAAUCCUUGCCGGGCACAGUGGCUCACACCUGUAAUCCCAGCACUUUGGGAGGCUGAGCGGGGCAGAUCAUCUGAGGUCAGGAGUUUGAGACCAGCUUGGCCAACAUGGUGAAACCCCAUCUCUACUAAAAAUACAAAAAUUAGCCAGGCGUGGUGGCAGGUGCCUGAAAUACCAGCUACUUGGGAGGCUGAGGCAGGAGAAUCACUUGAACCGAGGAGGCAGAGGAUUGCAGUGAGCCGAGAUCACACCAUUGCACUCCAGCCUGGGUGACAGAGAGAGACUUCAUCUCAAAAAUAAAAUAAAAAAAAAAAUAAAAUAAAAUAAAAAGAAAUCCUUAAUUCCCAAUUCUAAGCUCCUCUGAUAGUAUAUUCAGCAUCUUUUUAUGCUAUGCAGAGAUGUACUCAGCUAAGGGGUGCAGACCUGGGUCUUAGACAUCUCCUUUGCAGGUCCUGCUGGGAUGAUACAGUACCUCAUCUUGCAAUAUGGGACCAGUUGAUUCCUAUUAUUUUGUGGCUUCAGCUGAACUUGAAGGGUCCCAUUUUAACAUUGUGUUAUAUUUAUAUCAGCUUACCCCAAACUGUAGUCUAUGGAACACUGCUUCAGAAAAGGGUUCCAUUUUUUUUAAAAAGGGUCCUUAUCAAAUGUAUUUGGGAAAUAUAUGUAAGAUUUCCAGCUCUUCAGGUGCUCAUUGCAUAUAAGCCUAUCGAAGACUAUGUGGAAUCUAGCAUGAGGAGUGGUGUUUGACCCUUUCCAAACCCAGAGUUUCUCAAAUAUAUUUAACCACACAAUUUAUUAACAUGGUGUCUCUUUGUUGGCAUUUUGGGAGAUGCUGCUGUAGAUGGUUGCUGGUGAUGCUUCCAUUGGGUUUAGCUAAGAAUGUCCAUACAUUCUUCCAAAGUUUUCCUAAAUAAAAAAGCUUAAUUCCUUCUUAGUAGAAAUGGGCUCAUUUUAAGAUGAGUAUCUGUUUUGGAAAUAGUCCAUCAGCAUUGGCAAUGUGAGGAAAAAAGGAGUAAUGAGUAGGCUUGUUGCCUUGCUUAUUGCAAACAGCAAAAAAUAAAAGAUAAGAUUAUAAUAAUAUUUAUAUGUAUUAUAGUAAUAUUGAUUAUUAUGAUACAACUCAUUAUAAUAGGAGUUUGUAGUAUCCUGGUAUUCUGUCUGGACUUUGAGAGCUUAGCUUCAAUGAACUAUAAAGGGAAAGUCAUAGUUAAUUAUUCUCACCUGGACAAGAUAUUGUUAUCUCCUGUGUUUUUUAAGUCACUACCAUCAGUUGCAUUGGUUUUGAGUCUUCCCAAAUGUGUCUACCUUUGGGAAGGCCCGAUUGGCCAGUUCCUAGACAGUUUUUUUUUUUCUGUACACAGCUCAUUUUCACAUAUGGAUCAUAACUUCCCAGGCUAUCCUAGCAUAGCCUAUUCCAUCUAUCCCCUCAUUGUGUUUUAAUGAUAAGAUGAUUGGCUUUAUAGUUCUUUUCUGUUUCAAACUUUGCAAGUAUUUAUUCUGAAUAACAUUAGAGUCUCACUAGCAUGAAAAACUGUCCUGGUUUGCCUGGGACUGUCCUGGCUUUAGUACUCAGAGUCCCACAUUCUGGAAUCCUCUCUCCAAAAUGCAAAAUGUCUUGGUUUUCAAUAGUGGAUGGCAAAGCUUGGAAAAAUACAAAGCCCAUAUGUCAGCCCAAAAUAUAGGUGCUGAAAGCAAUGCUGUUUUAGUGUCAAAUAGGUACAGCAUAGAUUAUCUAUCUUCCAUAGUUAUUGUUACUAUUCACCCCUCCCAUGUUGACAAUCAUGAUUUGCAUUUCACACUAACGGAUCAUUCAUUAUUGUUUCACUCCAAUUGAUGAAACUCAAGUGUACACCAUAACUACAUUGUAAGUUGAGUGUUAAAAGUCCAUCUGUCUUUGACUUUGUCUUUAUAUUAACUUGUUGUGCUUUGUAUCAAGAUAAUGCCAGUUCAAUUUUUAACUUUAUGAAUAUUGUGACCAUAUUCUCUAAGAGUUCAGAUAGUGAAAAUGAAGAUGAUUAUUAUACCAAUGCCAGCAUCCUAGAAAAAGAAGGUUAGAUGGUUGCUAUUUUAAUGGCAGAUGAAAGGACUCAUACGUCUGGAUUGGGCAGAUAAAUAAUCAAAACAGAGCAUACUGCACAAGAUGCAGAAAAGAAGAUAUAAAAGUGCAUAGGGAGACUGAAUCCCACAAUUUUGGCAUGAGGUAGACAAGUACUUCUGAGUCAAUCAAAAGUUUCUUGUCUCCCAAGAAGACACCAACGCUCAGUUGAAUAUAGCAGCCACUGAAUUAUCUUGAGUAUACGACACAAAUAAGCAGUGUCAUUGCGUUAUUCCCUUGAUUGCUUUCUGAAACUGAUUAAAAUUAUAUUUCCUGAUUCACAGGUUGCAGUUAAAGCGCCCUAGGCAUGAACAGCAGGGGAAGUUUUGGGUAACAUGUGCUGGCCCUCUAUGUAGCAGAGUUAAUUCUGUUAGAUUUGAACAACAACUCUAGUAUAUCAAGAAAUUCUUGAAUCAUGGCAAUAAGAUAAUGUUCCCUUUAGCUCUUUAGUACUUGAACUUGAUAAAUGGAGAUUCAGAAUGUCUUUUGGAUUUUUAUGAAGAUUUUAAUGAAACUGUAGAAACAUAAAACAAAAGAUUACUGAUAACUUGUCUAAAAACAAGCUAGAUUUAGCUCAUCUAUCUGCAUGUGUGGCAGGCAGUGCAAAUGUAAAUUUUGGUAAACUUCAUUCAGUGUGUAAAUUUCUUACCAAAGAAAAGAAAAAGAUUUCAACUGCUAAAAGUUCAGUAUACUUUUUCUGCAAGGAUGCUAAAAAAAAUGGGAUUUGCUUACCUGUGAUAUUGAGGCUUUUUCUACAACUCUCUGAUGAUCUUUUAAGAAGCCAUAAGGAGCCUAGAAAAGGACAACUGACUAUACCCAAGUUGUUGGAUGUUAUGUGUAGGAUGUGACAGAAACUCAUACAGAAAAAAAGGACUUAUGUUUUGGAAAUAAGCCUGUUUCAAAUGAAAAAAAAAAUAUGUUACCAGAGGACUGCCAGGUUAGGCCAAUCUUUCUCAGUUUUUCAAUUUCUUUAAUAAAACUGUCACUUACUUGGAAUCUGGCUUUGAUUUCACAAGUUUGAAUUACUUCUGUGCUUUAAAACCAUUUUACCUGCCAAAGAAAAGUUUUGCUUAUGAUGACAUCCAAAAUGCUUCGUAGUGUUUUAAAAAUGAUCAACAUAUUGGACAUGGAUAAUCUAUAUGACUAGUUUAUAGAUGCAGUGGAUCUGACUGACAAACUGCUGGUCCAUCAAAGCAGGCAUGUGGAUACAAAGUGGAUGAACAUUUUUGGAGAGCUAGAAAUUAAUCCCUACAAGUCUUAAAUCCUGAUGUUACUAGUAAGUAAACUUCUAAGUAUUCCAUGCUGAAUUUUUUUUUUUUUUUGUGGGGGGGAGAGGAUAUUUGGCUUGGUGGAGUCAUACCAAUACAGUGUAAAGUGGGCUUGAUAAAGAGCAUAGUCUAAAGUUAAAUCAAGUUUUACAUUUGACUAUAUUCAUUUAGUUUUAACACUACAGAAAAGAAUAGAAGUGUGUUGUAAUGGUUGAAAGCAGUUUAAAGAACUAUUACUGGAAAAGGAAACAGAGAGUAAGAAUAUCCUGCUGUAUCAUGCUGUAUCACAGGACAGAUGGAAACGUGUCAUAGUUUUUGGUUUUUUUUUAAUAGACAUGAGGGUACAAGUACAUUAUUAUUACAUGGUUUUAUUGAAUAGUGAUGAAGAGUGGGCUUUUAGUGUAACCAACACCCAAAUAGUGUAUAUCAUUCCCAAUAGGUAAUUUCUCAUCCCUUACCCCUCAGCCACCCCUCCACCUUUUGGAGCCUCCAGUGUCUAUUAUUCCAUUUUGUAUAUCUAUGCGUAUACAUUAUUUAGCUCCCACUUAUGAGUGAAAACAUGCAGCAUUUGACAUUCUGAGUUAUUUAACUUUAGAUAAUGGCAUCUAGUUUCACCCGUGUUGCUGUAGAAAACAUAAUAUCAUUCAUUUUAGGGCUAAGUAGUAUUCCAUAAUAUAUACAUAUAUAUCAUGCCUCUCUAUCUACCUAUCUAUACAUACAUACAAACAUACACACACACUACUAUAGAUACACACACACAGCACAUUUUCUUUAUCCAGUCAUCUGUGGAUGGACACCUAGAUUGAUUUUAUAACUUUACUAUUGUGAAUAGUACUGUGAUAAACAUACAAGUGCAGGCAACUUUUUAAUAUAAUUUUUUUUUUCCUUUGGGUAGAUAUGCAGGAGUGGAAUUGUGGGAUUUAAUGGUAGUUCUAUAUUUAAUUCUUUAAGAAAUAGCCAUAAUAUUUUCCAUAAAGGUUGUACUUUCAUUCCCACCAGUAGGGUAUAAGCAUUCACAUUCUUGUUUCUCCACAUUCUUGCCAACAUCUGUUGUAUUUUGACUUUUUAAUAAUAGCCAUUCUGACUGGUAUAUGAUGGCAUCUCAUUGUGGUUUUAAUUUACAUUUCUCUGAUGGUUAGUAAUGUUGAGCAUUUUUUCAAAUGUUUGUUGGGCACUUGUAUGUCUUUUUUUUUUUUUUUUUUUUGAGACGUAGUCUCGCUCUGUUGCCCAGGCUGGAGUGCAAUGGCGCGAUCUCCGCUCACUGGAAGCUCCACCUCCACGGUUCACACCAUUCUCCUGCCUCAGCCUCCUGAGUAGCUGGGACUACAGGUGCCUGCCACCACACCUGGCUAAUUUUUUGUAUGUUUAGUAGAGACCGGGUUUCACCGUGUUAGCCAAUAUGGUCUCAAUCUCCUGACCUCAUGAUCUGCCCACCUCGGCCUCCCAAAGUGCUGGGAUUACAGGUGUGAGGCACCACACCCAGCCGUAUGUCUUCUUUUGAGAAUGUCUGUUCAUAUCCUUUGCCUACCUUUUAAUGGGGUUAUUUAUUUUGUUUUUCUUGUUGAGUUGUUUGAGUUCCUUGCAGAUUCUGGAUAUUAGCCCUUUGUUGGAUGCAUAGUUUACAGAUAUUUUCCUCCAUUCUGUAGAUUAUCUGUUUACUUUGUUGAUUAUUUCUUUGCUAUGCAGAUGCUUUUUAAUUAAAUCCCAUUAGACUGUUUUUGUUUUUGUUGCAUUUGAUUUGGGGCUCUUAGUUACAAAUUCUUUGCCUAGGCCAAUGUCAGAAGAGUUUUUGCUAAGUUUUCUUCUAGGGUUUUAAUAGUUUGAGGUCUUUAUUCCAUCUUGAGUUAAUUUUUGUAUCUGGUGAGACAUAUGGGUCCAGUUUCAUUCUUUCGCGUAUGGCUACCCAAUUUUCCCAGCACCAUUUAUUAAAUAUGAUGUCCUUUCUCCAGUAUAUGUUUUGUCAACUUUGUUGGAGAUCAGUUGCUUGUAGAUAUGUGGCAUUAUGUCUGGGUUUUCUGUUCUGUUGCAUUGAUUGAUGUGUCUAUUUUUAUACCAAUAUCAGACUGUUUUGGUUUCAAUUGUUUUGUAGUAUAAUUUGAAGUCAGGUAAUGUGAUGCCUCCAGCUUUUUUCUUUUUGCUUAGGAUUGCUUUAGCUAUUCAGUCUCUUUUUUGGUUCCAUCUGAAUUUUAGGAUUAUUUUCUCUAUUUCUGGGGAAAAUAAUAUUGGUGAUUCGGAUUCGAUAGGAAUUGCAUUGAAUCUGAAUAUUCCUUUGGGUAGUUUGGUCAUUUUAACAAUAUUUGACUUUUUAAUCCAUGGGCAUGGGAUGUUUUUUCUAUUUGUUUGUGUCAUCUGUGAUUUUUUUCAUCAGUGUUUUGUAGUUCUUUUUGUUAGAGAUCUUUUACCUUCUUGGUUAAAUGUAUUUCUAGGUAUUUUACUUUUUUAUAGCUAUUGUAAAUGGGAUUGACUUUUGUAUUUUGUUCUGAGUUUGAUUAUUUUUGGUGUAUAGAAAUGCUACUGAUUUUUGUAGGUUGAAUUUUUAUUCUGAACUUUACUGAAGUCACUUAUCAAAUCUAGGAGUCUUUUGGAGGAGUCUUUAAAGUUUUCUAGGUAUCAGAUCAUAUCAUCAGAAAACAGAGAUAAUUUGACUUCCUCUUUCCCAAUUUGGAUGCCUUUUAUUUAUUUCCUUUGCCUGAUUACUCUAGCUAAGACUUCCAGUACUAGAAUAGGAGUGGUGAAAGUGGCAUCCUUGUUUAGUCCCAGUUCUUAGGGUGAAUGCUUUCAAUUUCUCCUCAUUCAGUAUGAUGAUGGCUGUAAGUUUGUUGUAUAUGUCUUUUAUUAUUUUGAGGUAUGUUCCUUCUAUUUCUAGUUUGUUGAGGGUU